AUGCUCGUGAGCAACAACGACGAGGCGGCCCUCGCCGAGGCCAACCGGCCGCCCGACGCCAAGCACCCGCUGACGCACGAGAUGGCGGCCAUGCUGCGGCCGCUGCAGGAACCGUCCAACGCGUCGUCGAACGAAGACGACGAGCUGCCCAUGCUCGAGAGCGCGCGCACGUCCUGCUCGACGUCCCAUGAGUCUGUCCUGAUCACGGCCUCGACCGUCGACGAAGCCGUGGACCGACUGAGUGACAGCGUGCCCGAAGGCGAGCUGCACGUCUGGGUCUACGAAGCGCGCCAGCUCUCGGCCCCGUGGCCGCUGACCGACGCCCUGUACGACGAACACGGCCUCCGUGUGCGCUGCACGCUGCUUGGGGCCGUGCAGGAGUCUCCGUGCAACAUCUCAGGCAACAUGAGCAGCCCCGUGUGGCGUCAAGCUCAAGACGGGGCUCGCGACGGAAUGGGGGGACACUUUGCGUGGGCGCUGGGUCAGCCCGAAGAAACGGCGACUGGAGACGGAGCUGGCGUCGGCGUUGAGGCCAGCGAGUGCGAGCUCGAGAUCGACGUCAUGUGUGGCGAGCGCGUCGUGGGGUCGGCCAGUGUGGCGCUCGAGGACCUGCUGCUGUCGUCUAAGGCGCGCGCGUACGAGGAAGACGCGGCCGACGGCAGCGGGGCCAAGGUGAUCCGGCUGAGUCCGCACUGGUUGCCACUCGCCGGCAACAACGCCGGACUGCUGCAGCUUUCGCUCGAGUUUGUGCCGGUUCCGCCGCACCAGGGCGGCAAAAGCCUCGAGCUGGUGGGUGUCAGAAACUCCGGCGACGAGGUGCGCGAUCCGGAUCUGCCGCAAGAUAACGACGAGGAUCAUGCGGAUCAGUCCAACGCCGACUUCAUGGGUCGCAUGCAGGAGCGCGCACGACAGCGCCGAACCCGUUUCGAGCCCCGCGACCUUGUUGAGGCGUGUCGAGCCGUCCCUUGGCUCGACCAACGUGACGACGCGACUCAGCAGGAAGAGGAAGAAGAAGACGGCGAGUCGAGCAAAGUGAUCGUGUCAAGGAGCGGCGGGGUCACCAUGUACAUCCCGACCCAGGGAGACAGCUCACCGCCCAAGCCCAGGUCUGUUGCAAGCCCUCCGCUUGCCCCCAAGCCGUCCACCUCGUCAUUCGGGCUGCGUCCUGGUGGCGAGCAGGAGCAGUUGAUGGACAAGCAGCUCUGGGACUUGUACUACUUCGGCAUCUCGGACGAAGCCCCCGAAGCGGGCAAGGUUCGAGACUCGGAGGGGUUUACGCACACGAUGAGCACGACAUCGGACUUGGCCAACGAUUUUUCAGACUUGUCAAGCCGCUCUGACGCCUCCAUCUUCAGUCGGCAGGCCAGUACGUGCGCCAGCGACGUCCUGGCGUACAACGAGCUGAUUCAAGACAUGGAGAGCGCCAUGAAGUCCAUGAAGGAGACGACACCGCCUCCGAGCACUACGUCGAACCAAGAGCACGCUGAGUCUGAGGACCAGACUCAAACGGAAAGCUCGACAGCCAAAAGCCCCGCUUCAUCGCCGACGCCGAAACUCCACCUCAAACUUCGACGACUUAGCAGGCCGACUCUGAACCUCAGCAAGCCUCUUGAUCGCAUCCAGUCCUUUUGGCAUGAAGCGAAAGUCAGGGCUAGCAGCGGUAGCAAUGCCAGCGACGGGAGCAGCUCGCCCAAAGAGCGCAGUCCAGGGAGAAAAAGCGAUGGCAACCCCAGUCCUGUAGCGAUCCGUCCACGAAGCAAGACGCCUUCCCCAUCGAGAGGCGAAUGUGUCGUCCUCUUUGAUCCCCAAAAUCUCCCGGUUCCGAUGCCGUACCAGCGCUCUACUUCGCGUGACCAAGCGAUGGAAGCUGCUGCCAAAGCAGAGCGAGACCGCAGAGCUGCAGCUGCUGGACCUCGUCGUCGGUCUCUUCCGAUCAACACUUUCUCCCUGCAACACCGACAGGAGAUGCUGCUACAGCAACAGCAGCGAAAGCGAAACCAGAAACAGCCCUCCGAGGCCCAGCACGGGCUUCAGCCUUCUCUGUUGGCAAGCGUUGACCCUCCACUACUCAGUCGUGCUCGAAGCGAGUCGCUGCACUCGCUGACGGACGUGUAUCUCCCGAAAACGGGGGACAUGCACGGCGUGCAGGUUACGGCACCUGCAGCCUCCAACACUCCCAGCGCGACAGAACCAAGCUCAAUCCCUCCCGUUCGCAGAGGAAGUGCCAACCGUGCCACAGCACGUCGCCACUCCGGCAGCAACGUGGUGUACAUCAAUGGCGCGCCUCUGUGCGUGGGCAAGUUUAUCAACGUCGGCAACGUACCAGGCGUGGUGCGCUACAUCGGCACCACGCGGUUUGCCACGGGCACGUGGGUGGGCAUUGAGCUCUGCGAGCAAAAGGGCAAGAACAGCGGCACCGUGGACGGAGAAAAAUACUUCAGCUGUGCUCCAAACCACGGCAUCUUCAUCCGCGCCAGCCGCCUGGACCUCUCGCUGCACUAGGUUCUUGCCGCAUUAAAAACUUCCGAGUGGCGCUAUGAUGGUCUCAACGUCGACGAGCAGCUUGAAACCAGCC
Phytophthora sojae is the source of this 2575-nucleotide messenger RNA. RefSeq lists its product as hypothetical. The transcript has 2 exons. The coding region runs from base 1 to 2502 and encodes 833 amino acids. Lineage: Eukaryota; Oomycota; Peronosporomycetes; Peronosporales; Peronosporaceae. The record is from RefSeq and is a predicted model, not a curated record.